UGCACUUUGCUUGUGGACCAAUCAAUUUGCUUAGGGGUAAUGCGAUUGGUCAACGAGCACGUUGGAAUAAAUAGGGGUAUGUUAAACCAUGUGACCCGAACAAACCCUUGAAGAUGGUAUUGCUGGUUAUAUUCUCAUCUACAUAUACUGCAUGGCAUGGUAGAGCCUCAGAGAAACUCUCGUGUUUAUUAAUAAUUUCUCUCGACAUUGCACGAGAGAUAGAGCUGAAUAGAGCCAGAAACGAUUUAAAGAGCUCUGAUACAAUUAGAGAUCUGUUAAUGAUCUUUCAGUAGAUCCACUGCUUGUUUUUGAACCGCAGCUACCUACAGUCACAGUUUGAAUAUUAACUGUGACGGCUCUUUGCAAAAUGUAAACGAGCGGAGGUGUAUUCUGGAGAGAAAAAAGUCCGAUUUCUCAACCAGUUGGUCCUCGUGAAAAGUACAGGGUAAAAUUUACCGUGUACUUCAACUGAUAAAAUGGCUGCAUCCUUGUCAGCUUAUUGGGUAAAGUUUUUCAAAGGAGCUGGAUUUCCUCAAGAUGUGGCCACCAAGCAUGCAGUUGUGUUCUCGAACAAUCGCAUCAAACCAGACAUGUUGCCGGAUCUGGAUAAACCGAGCCUCAAAGAGAUGGGCAUCACAUUAAUGGGCGACAUGAUCGCUAUUUUGCGAUAUGCCAAAAAAGUAGUAGAAGAAACUACAUGCGAAAGAUUCUUAGUUGAUUCGGAGGACAUGCUUCCGAUGACUCCAAAAGUCACCGCCACAAAACCUGCUGCAAAAAAAGUGGUCAAAGAAAUUGGAAACAAGACAGUAGUCUUAACGGCAUCCAAAACGGAUCCUGCCAAGAAAAUAAUUAAACCUCUAACCUCUGCAACUAAGAAGGUUGUGGCUGUGAGAAAACCAAUUUCUACUUCAGCCAUUUCUACUAAUGCCAUUAAUCAAAAACAAAUGUCUUUGAAGAGAAAAUUGGUACCAGAAGAAGAGGAUGAUCAAGAUGGCAAUGAGGAUAAUUGGAAUACCUUAGAAAAGAAGAUAAAGGUGACAAAUGGUAGUGAAGACACCAUUGAGUAUCCUGCACUGACUGUGCCAAAGGCAACAUCUGUGAGAACUCAAAUACUUAAAAAAUCCGUCGAACAGAAACGAACGGUAUUCGACAGACUAGGUGACAGCUCAGUCACGAGCACAACCAAUAAUUUAGCUGACACAACGCCUACCUUCAACGUCACUGGAGUUAGUAAGGACGCGUUUAAGAGAUCGACGAGCGUUUUCAAACGUCUCGGAGAAAUAGACGACAAGAAGGAUCACAUCACUACUGCGGGUAUACUUAAAAAUGGGUCGGAAACUGUCAGUAUGCCAGGUAUACUGAAAAAUCGAACGGCGUCACCUAAUGUACGUACAUCAAUUAUAAUGACGAAGAAAGUCGUACCUAAAACCACCGGUACUAUGCACGCCGAUCACGAGGUUAACAAGAAAAUUACUCUGAACAAUACGAGUCGCAUAUUGAAGUUAAAGAAGCAGGUGGUACCCAAUGUUAAACCAAGCAUUGAAGUUAUUUCCAAGCCCACUGUUACAUCCAGCAAAUUAGCUUCGGAACGACUUAUCUCAAUACCAGCCAAGGCACGCUUGGGCACCACAACUGCCAAACAAGUGACUUUCAGUAAAGUGAUGACAGUGACACGCGUCAAAAGGCCGGAUGUUUUCAGUCGCUUGGGCAUUUAAGUCGAGCUAUCUCAUAUUUCUCUCUCUACUGUUCAUCGCGGAACGAUCUGAGUGGUUUGCAAACGAACUAUUAUUUGUAUAAAGUUAGAGAAGUACUUCAUUUCUAUAAACCAGCUGAGACAUCGGUUAGUGGUCUAAUCAAGUGAUUGAUUGAAAAAUUUCUUUUUAUUACGAUAUAUCGCUAACCCAUAUAGAAUCGCAUACAAGGCGAGGGUGUUGUUUAUGAAUGACAGAUGUAUAUAUGAAUAUAAUAAGAGAUAAUGACUUGAGAACGAUUAGAUUUACAAUUUACAAAUAAUAACGCUCAUGAAUUAUUUGAUGAUGAAUUGUUCGAAAAGAACAUGAUUGGAUGGAUAGCCUAGUGCAAUGUGCUCCUUUUUAUUUACUAAUUUCUGAAAGAUUGUGAUUUAUGACUUUUUCUUUUUUUUUAAUUAAGAAAAACUUUUAACAGAUUUCAUUUUGCAUAAAGAUUAAGCAACUGCGAUCGUAAGGUAUCCUCCUGUAAGGUAUAUAUGUAUUUUACUUGAAACUGUGUACACAUUGUAGCCUUUUUUUUUACUUUAACGAAAAGAGAUAAAGUUUUAUGCAAUACCAUUUUUCCUAUAUAUGUGUAUUACUUUCUAUGUUUUUAUAAUAUCCUGAUAGGAUAUAUCGACGUACACAUAAAUACAAAUGUAUGAAUAAGCAAUUAGAUUUGCUAUAUUUUGAAAUUGGAUCGUGUAUUUUUAGCUGUAUUUCCCUAUUGCUUUUAAUAUCUUUUUCUUCUACAUAAUAAAUAUUUGUUACAUAAAUGCGGAUAUUAUGAGAAAAGCAUAAUCUGUUGGAAGUAUGCUAUGGUAUUAACACGACGUUUAUAUUAUUAUAUUUUAAAUAAUCAAAAAAUAUUGUGAAAAAGCAACGUUACAACACAGAAGAUUCUUUAAUGAUUGAUUUUUGCUCUUAGUUUCUGACAGAUCCAAAUGUGUAAACCAAUCAUAUUAAAAAAUUUUACAAAAAUUAUAAGCUGCUUUUUCAUAAAAACUGAGCGCUGUCAUUGAUACGAUUAUAUAUGUAUUUUGUAUAAUAAUAAUAAUAAUUGAAUUAUUGCCAUAUAA
Monomorium pharaonis (pharaoh ant) is the source of this 2809-nucleotide messenger RNA. RefSeq lists its product as uncharacterized. The record is from RefSeq and is a predicted model, not a curated record. The coding region runs from base 477 to 1715 and encodes 412 amino acids. NCBI's taxonomy places the organism in Eukaryota, Metazoa, Arthropoda, Insecta, Hymenoptera, Formicidae. Gene Ontology annotation, cellular component: nucleus. The transcript is spliced from 4 exons.